Molecule: messenger RNA, 6906 nt
Organism: Clarias gariepinus (North African catfish)
Lineage: Eukaryota; Metazoa; Chordata; Actinopteri; Siluriformes; Clariidae
Gene: bicra
Product: BRD4 interacting chromatin remodeling complex associated protein
Exons: 15
Coding region: 59-5548 (1829 amino acids)
Biological process (GO): positive regulation of DNA-templated transcription
Cellular component (GO): SWI/SNF complex
Source: RefSeq, a predicted model, not a curated record
CCGUGCAGGGCUGUUCUGGAGACCCCGCGCUGCUUGUACCUCUAUCAUCUCGGUUGUCAUGGAUGAUGAAGAUGGCAGGUGCUUGCUAGAUGUAAUUUGUGACCCACAAGCUCUUAAUGACUUUCUUCAUGGAUCAGAAACGCAGCUGGAUACUGACGACCUUUUGGAUGGCUCAAGUGACCCGUCCAGCUCAUUCUUCUCCAGCACUGGGGAACAUGUUCCUGAAGUCCAACCACCGGCUCAGUUGUCGACAAAUGAGCCAUCUGGGCUUCCUCGGGUCAGUGUUGAUUUGGACUUCUUAGAAGAUGACGACAUCCUUGGUGCCUCACCAGAAGAAGGAGAUAGUGAAAGCAAUGGUGUUGGGUCAAAUCAUGAACCUUGUGAUAUUCUGCAGCAGAGUCUGGCAGAAGCCAAUAUCACAGAGCAGAGCCUUCAAGCAGAGGCUGAGCUUGACCUCAGCUCAUUUGGGCUCACUAGUCUGACACAGGUGGUCCAACCACUGCCUGAGGCUAGUAUGUCUGGGGUGGGCAUUGCAGGAACUACUCAAAUCUUUCCUGGCCAGGGCACCACUACCACACCUUCCAGUACAACCACCGACAUGCUUGGCUCCGUUCUGGCACACCAAGGGAUGCAGCUUCAACCCCAAGUCAUGAACAAAGCCAUUAACGUCCAGCCAUUCAUGCAGCAAGUUGGACUUGGAAACGUGACCCUUCAACCCAUUUCAAGUCUUCAGACGCUACAAAAUGGAAGCCAGUCGGGACAUCUGGGCAUCGGACAGAUUCAAGUUGUGGGCCAAUCCGCUGUAAUGACUAUCAAUUCAUCAGGGCAGCACAUCCUGACCAAAACCAUGGGCAGCUAUCCUCUACAGCAGCCUGCACUUGAUGCCACGAGUACUGGGGCUCAGGCUGGUCUUGGAGGUUCUGUGCUUAGUUCUGGAGGCGGACUGUUGAUUCAGGGAGGCAAGGCCACUCUAGCAUCUCCAGCAUUGAAUGGCCCGGCUAUUUGCGUCAGCAGCACUAACACCAUUAGCAGUGGUACAACAAUGGCUGCACCCAGUGGUAUAGUGGGAUUUGCUCGUGGACCUUUAAAUACAGGGACUCAGCCUCAGACUCAAAACCAAGUCAUGCAGAAUGUCAUUAUCCAGCGAACACCAACUCCAAUACAGCCCAAACCUCCUCAAGGCAGUGCCAUCCAGCCGAAAUCCUUCAAACAGCAGCAGCAACUACAGGCCACACAUACAUUGCAAAAUGAUGCCAGUAAAGCUCUUGGUGUGCAGCAAGUUCCAGUAUCUGCAGCUCAGAACGUAGCCUUCCUCACUGGCAAGCCAAGUUCAAAUGUAGUACUGAGUACACAGACCACCACACAGGCGACGCAAUUCUCACAAGCCCUGUUUAAGCAACAUAGCAAUCCUACAUCGGGCAAACCUCUUAGUGUUCACCUGCUCAAUCAGCAAGGCAGCAUUGUCAUUCCGUCCCAGGCUGUUUUACAAGGGCAGAAUCAUCAGUUCCUCCUGCCUCAGCUUCAGACUGGAGGUCAAAUCCUGGCCCAGCAAACCGGAGGACACAUUAUUACCAGUUCCGGGCCGGGUGGACAAAUUAUUGCUGCCAAUCAAAUCUUGGCAACCAAUCAAAAUAUCAAUCUAGGACAGGUAUUAACCCCUCAAAGUCAUCCUGGUGCUGCCCAUAUACUUUCUGGACCAAUACAGCUUCAACCUGGUCAGAUGGGACACCCUGCCCUGUUCCAGAUGCCCGUUUCCCUAGCCCAGACGCAGAAUCAGGCUCAUUCAGUUACAGGACAUGUUCAAACUGUUAUACAAGGCAUGCCUAUACAGAGUUCCUUGUCGAUAGAGGGGCUCAGCCCAGCUGUCAGUUUGCAGCCGACUCUUCAGCAGCAGGUUGGCGGUGUUACCGGCAACAGCAGCAGUGGAGUAGCAGCCAUUCCACAGUGCCAACCAAGUGAGAGCAUAACUGAACUGGGUACCUCCACUGAGCAACCAGCCCAAACCCAGCCCCAACCCUCUAUCCUUACUGUCCAGACAGGUCCUUCAGUUUCAGCCACUAUGCUGAUUCCCUCCUCUACAUCUCCAUCUUCUACAGUAACUACAUCUACAACUUCCCUCAGCACAAUGGGCUUGGUCUCCCAGGUCCAGCACAGUCCAGGAAAGGUGUUGUUCACUCCUCCAAGCUCAAGCAUUAUCCUUAGCCAGGAGCCCGUGCAGAUGUUCCUGCAGCAGGAUCAUCAGCACCAAGCAGGGAAAGACCCACCUGCCUCUGUGGGUGUGCCUGCGUCUGUUAUCGUCAGCGGUGGCAGCUCUGGUUCCGCCCCUACAGCCCAUGAUGGCCCAUUAACUGAAACUCGCCCAGGGGAGAAUGCGAGCCCUUCCCUUGGCUCUGCUGACAUGGCAGCAUUGGUUAACAAGGUUUCAUCAGCAGCGCAGCAGCAAGCUGUAAAGAUCCAAAGCGCCUCACCUUCUCCGUCCGCGGCCCCUCACAAUGCGACGCCGACUUUAUCGGACAGCCCGCAGCCAUCCCAGGCUUCACCCCUUAUUCAGAUUCAGUCUCCUCACCCUCCACAGUCCCGUCCCCCCUCUCAGCCCCAGGCACAGCCCCCUUCUCAGUCCCAAGCACCUUCUCGAUCAUGCACACCUUCAUCUAUACCUCCCCUCUUUAUAAUACACAAUUCGAUAGGCAGUUCCCCACAGCCGUCUCAGCCAGUUGCUCAAGCUCCGCCGCAGCAGCCCAAGCCAGUUCAGGUGCAGAUUCCGCAGGUUCUUUCUCAGCCUGUGGUCCUCCAGCAGGAACAGCUGCCUGCGUCGUCCUGCUCCCCGAAACCUCCCCAGGUUUCCUCAUCACAGUUACAUUAUGUGACCCCUGCAGUAUGUACCACGGCUGGGGCUGUGUUGAAACAGCAGGUGCCAGGCCUGACUGCUGAACAGCAGCACCAUUUACAGCUGGUUAGUGCACAACUACAGACAAUGUCAUCCAUCACCCAGCUUUCACCACAACAGAAGCAACUCCGGGAAAAGCUCAGCCAGGUUCAGCAAAACAUCCUACUUCAGGCAAAGCAACAACAGCAGCAGCAGCAGCAACAACAACAACUCCAGACUCAGCCUCAGGCCAGUCAGUUUAGCAAAGUGCCUGAGAAACCGCCAGCCUCACUGGUGAACCCCUCAACCAGCAGCGGAGGCAGUGGAUCUGUCACAUCUCUGUUGCAACAGAAGUCUGUCUUCAUCAAGUCAUCAGGUUCAGGUUCAAAUGAUGGCCAGGUAUUUCUUGGACCUUCUGGGCCAAGUGGAGUCACAGUUAAUCAAGGGAAAUCCCCUCUAAAUCUUCCUCAGUCUGUUCAGGCAAAGCCUGGGGUUAUAAGUGCAGUUGGAGGGCUGGCAUUAAGUAAACCAGGACUACAGAUACAAGUUGUGGGCAGUGGACUUCAACAGAUGUCUAACCUUCAGUCUUCAGCUCUGGUUCAAACCCAGACUUCCGCUUUAAAAAGGCCUUUGAGUAUGGAGCCAAGCAAAGAAGCACGGAUACUAGAACAGCUAAGGAAAUUUCAGGCUUCUGUACUGCAUCCAGACUACAGCUCACCUUUCCACUCUUUCGAGGACACACUCUAUCGACUCUUACCCUACCACGUGUACCAGGGCAUGGCUCCCUCCCCUCAAGACUACUGCAAAGUGGACGAUGAGUUUGAAAACGUCUCCAGCCAACUUCUGAAGCGCACACAAGCUAUGCUGGAUAAAUAUCGACACCUGCUGUUUGAAGAAUCGAGGAGGCUGGGUCCUUCUGCAGAGAUGGUCAUGAUUGAUAGGAUGUUUAUUCAAGAGGAGAAGAUUGCCCUGAACCAAGACAGGAUACUAGCCAAGGAGAAGCCAGAGGAGUUUGUGGCCAGCUCGUGUUUGGUGAACAGGAUUGCAGAGAGUGGUGUGAAGCCUGCAGCAGUGGAACUGAGCUCUGUUAAAACUGGGCCUGCAGCAAUGGAAUUGAGCUCUGUUAAAUCUGCUGUAGCAACAGUCCAAGCAGCCAGCGCCCCUGCUCCGGCCUCUACCUCAGUGACCGCUGCUCCCACCGCUAACCCUGCACCUGUUCCCUUUCCCCCCACCAAACUAGUGAUAAAACAAGGAGGAGGUGGAGCUCUGGUAUCGUGGUCCACUAGCUGCACUCCCGUGCCCGCGUCAGUGGUACGGCCUUGCGCAAAAGUCACGGGAUUGAGCUCUGAGCGCAGUUUUGGCCCCAGCUCUUCCUCGACUCAUUCUGCAGACGAUGACGAUGAGGACGAUGAUGCACUUCCUCAGCGGACUAGCAAGCCUCCGAUAAAGACCUAUGAGGCACGUCAGCGCAUCGGUUUGAAGUUAAAGAUUAAGCAAGAGGCAGGGUUCAGCAAAGUGGUUCAUAACACUGCAUUAGAUCCUGUUCAUUUACAGCCACAGCACACUCCACUACCACAAGUCCCUGAUCCGCCCCCUAAAACAAGACUUCCUGUAACCCAACCGUCCGUAGUGCAAAGGACUUCACCGUCAACCAUAAAUUCCUCAGCAUCUGUCACUUUCAGUGCAGUGACCACACAUGCAGGGACGGGAACUACAACUUCUUCAGCUGUGCAGCCCCCUUCAGUCUCUCUUGGCUGGUCAUCGUUGUCCUCGUCCUUAUCCUCUUCCACCUCUUCAGCGCAAGUGAAUGGCACUCCAGAGCACUAUGAGGUGUCUGGGGCCAAACGGGACCCUACCUCCACUUCAGGACCUCAGCCAACCACCUGCCGGCUCCCACUUCGCAAGACAUACCGCAAAAACAUCAGCCCUCAUCACCGACCAGGAGUGCCAGGAGGAGGAGACGUGGGACCUGUUCAGUCAGCAGCACCUGCAUCCUCCCCUCCAGUGGAGAGGACGGUUAUUGCCAGUGUGAAAUUGGAGCAGCAAGGUGUCUGUAAAACCCCUCACACCCACAUUGAUCCAGGGUCACAGGGCUUGGCAUCUGUAGAACAUGAAUUUUACCAUGGAAUUAAAAAUGCAUAUCAACAGCAGCAACAAGGCUCUGAUAAAGAGGAUGAGGAGGAUGGAAAUCCUGGGGACCACAUGGGGAGGGUCAUGGGGCAUAUGAGCAAAAACUGUGAGUGGGCAGUGGGCACAUUUCGGAUGGACCAGCAUGCACCAGGCCCUCCAUCUCUUGGCGAAACAUCCUGGGCGAGAGACUCAUCACUUCCUGCAAAACGAUCCAAAUCGGAUUCCCCAGACAUGGACAAUGCCAGCUUCUCGAGCGGUAGCCCUCCACUGGACAACUCGCUAAACGAACAUCUACAGUGUGCUAUAGAUAGCAUCCUGAAUCUGCAGCAGGGUCCACCGAGCCGCGGAGCAGUGGACAGAGUCUUUGCUGGAAAUUUAACCAACCAGCACCAAACGCACCAUCGUCAGGGCACAGCAUCGUCAUCGACAUCGUCAUACAGACAUACGGUUACUUCCUCUUCCUCUCCAUCCUCCUCUUCCAUUUCACAACACCCGCAGUUAGGCGGCCGAGGACAGAACGGAAAUCUGGUGUCACAAACACACAGUAGAUAACAGCCCCUUUUAGUCAAGAGACACUGAAAGGCAUGAGAGAGGCCAAAGCAGGAAAAUCACUUUACUCUGUUUAGCUGUGUUUGCCUUGCUUGUCUAAGGACGGCUACUGAAUAAUAACAUUCUCUAGGUGUAUCGUAAGCCCCUUUAGGUGUACCUUCAGAAGCAUGAAGUGCACUCUGACAUGCCAAGCUCAUUUUCGUUUGUGUGUGUUUUUUUGUGGGAAGUUUCAGAACAGUUCAUUGUUAUUAGGGCUCACUUAAAUUUUUCACUUCAACUCUUCAUUAGUAAUAACAUAAUGUAAGGAAGGUUAUUUCGGUCCAUUUAAUUUAUGUAUGGCUUUUGAUUAAUUACCAUUACCACUGUAGAAUUCUGCCUUUAUGGUUUGAGGUUAUUCUUUAAUGUUCUUUGCAUUAAAAUGAGGUCAUUGUUCACUGCUUAAACCCUCUUUACAAUGAAAUCACCAGUUAUGAUAACAUAGAAACUGACCCAGCAUAACGCCUUACCUUUAAGAAUUAGUCUUCAUUUGUGUUAUCGCAAAACCUCUGACGUGGCGAGUGCUGAGAUAGAGAAAAGCUUAUUCAUAAAACAAGCACAUGAGCUUUUGACCUUAAAUUUAUACCAUCAACCGGAGCAUAUUUACAGAGAAUACCUGUAAUCUCAGUAUCUUUUUUUUUUUUUUUUUACUUGUAUGCAAAAAUUGUCUCCAUUUCUCCAAGAAAAUUCAGUGACAUGCUAGAGGGUCAAACCAGUCCUACCCAACUCUCUUCCUGAAAAACCACCCUGUGGAAGAUAAUUUUUUGUUUGUUUGUUUUUGGUUUAUUAACAAUUCUUUUGUUCCACUGCUCUUGUAGGGUUUCAUUAGAUAAUCAAAUAAUUCGAUUAAUGGUACUGAUAUCUCCAAGAUCAUGCAGGUAUAAUCGCCCAUAUUCGAGGACCGUUAUAUUUUUUUAUGGGUAUCAGCCGUGAGAACCACAACCACUGUCCAUCAUCCUCAUCCUCGUCACCACCACCAUCAUCAAGCAGAGAAGCCAUCUCCACUAUUCUGAUUAUGUACAACUAUUACUCUAUCACUGACAUUUAAGUGGCUGUAAAGACACCCUCCUAAUUUAUUUAUAUAUUUUAUGUACACAUAAUAUAGACUCCCCCGAAAACCCUCCGGACAAUUCAAAUGCAAACACAGCUUAAUUAUGAGGAAAAAAAGACUAAUCUAAAGGAAAAAAAUAAACUGUAAGAAUUUGAAGUAUAGUACUACAAAUUAAUUUUGUAUUGUAUUUAUUGUGUAUAAUGAUACUUUUUUUUAAAAAGGAAACUGUACAUUUAGUAAAACUGUAAAUUAAACUUCUUUUAUGAAAGAUUCA